AUGAUUCUACGACUGCUCUUCCUGGCAGUGGGGGCCAUAUCGGUGGCUCUUACUAGCCCCAAUGAGGCAUUGAAAUCAUGUUUCCAGAAUACUCUGACAGACCCGGGAAGUUUUGCCUUUGCUGGGGAUCUGUUCUACGGCCUCAUCGUGAAUCGCUACAACCUGAACAUUCCCACUACUCCAGCUGCAGUGGCGUUUCCCACCUCUUCUCAGCAGGUGGCCGCUAUAGUCAAGUGUGCUGCAGAGCACGGAUAUCCAGUCCAGGCCAAAAGUGGAGGGCAUAGCUAUGGCAAUUACGGUCUUGGGGGAACAGACGGUGCCGUUGCGAUUGAUUUGAAACAUCUCCAACAAUUUUCCAUGGACAACACAACUUGGCAAGCGACAAUUGGGGCAGGAAGUUUACUGAGUGACGUGACACGGCGACUGUACCAUGCCGGUGGACGGGCCAUGUCUCACGGAGUUUGUCCUCAAGUGGGAUCAGGGGGACAUUUUACAAUUGGUGGUCUUGGACCGACCUCGCGCCAAUUUGGUGCCGCACUUGACCAUGUUCUGGAAGUUGAAGUGGUUCUUGCCAACUCGAGCAUUGUCAGAGCCUCUGAUACGGAAAACCAGGACCUCUUUUGGGCUAUCAAAGGUGCUGCCUCGGGCUACGGUAUCGUCACGGAGUUCAAGGUCCGAACUGAGCCUACGCCUGGUACGGCGGUGCAGUAUGCAUUUAGCUUGGAGAUUGGCAGUCCCAAGGAGCAGACAGUUCUUUUCAAGAGCUGGCAGGCUUUCGUGUCAAACCCGAACCUGACUCGGAAGAUGGCAUCGACCCUCACUGUGCUUGAGAGGUUUAUGGUUAUCAGUGGUACUUUCUUCGGCACCAAGGAAGAGUAUGAUAAGAUGAAUCUUACCAGCCAGUUCCCCGGUGCAAAUGGCGGCGCAUUGAUUUUUGAUGACUGGUUAGGUCUUGUCGCCCACUGGGCGCAAGAUCUUGUUUUGAAAUUAGGUGCUGGGAUCCCAACGAAUUUCUACGCAAAGUCUACUUCUUGGACGCCACAGACACUAAUGACGCCGGAGACUAUUGACAAGAUGUUCGACUACAUUGGUACCGUCGACAAGGGUAGUUUGGGCUGGUUCCUAUUGUUCGAUUUUCAGGGAGGUUACACCAGCGAUAUUCCAACUAACGCUACAUCUUACGCCCAUCGUGAUGUCCUCAUAUGGCUACAGUCCUAUACACUGAAUUUCUUCGGACACAUCUCCCAGACUCAAAUUGACUUCCUCGAUGGGCUUAAUAAGAUUGUCGCUAAUGAUAACUCUCCCUACACUGCCUACCCAGGUUACGUUGAUCCUCUCAUGGCCAACGGCCCCGAGGCAUACUGGGGUACUAAUCUCCCCCGAUUGCAGCAGAUCAAAGAGGAAGUUGACCCAGACAAUGUAUUUCGGAAUCCACAGAGUCCAACCUCUCCAAAUAAGUGA
Messenger RNA from Penicillium vulpinum, 1461 nucleotides. Its product is annotated as FAD-dependent oxidoreductase. The transcript has 3 exons. NCBI's taxonomy places the organism in Eukaryota, Fungi, Ascomycota, Eurotiomycetes, Eurotiales, Aspergillaceae. Gene Ontology annotation, molecular function: FAD binding; oxidoreductase activity. The record is from RefSeq and is a predicted model, not a curated record. Bases 1 to 1461 code for a protein of 486 amino acids.